This is a messenger RNA of Drosophila busckii, 2020 nucleotides long. RefSeq names its product cytosol aminopeptidase. Lineage: Eukaryota; Metazoa; Arthropoda; Insecta; Diptera; Drosophilidae. The transcript has a single exon. Gene Ontology annotation, cellular component: cytoplasm. Gene Ontology annotation, biological process: proteolysis. The record is from RefSeq and is a predicted model, not a curated record. Gene Ontology annotation, molecular function: metalloaminopeptidase activity; manganese ion binding. The coding region runs from base 135 to 1811 and encodes 558 amino acids.
AACUCUCACAGACAUUCAUAUCACAAAAUUAUUUCGAAGAACAUUGGAAUAAAAAACAAAAAUAUACGAAAAUAGUUGUUAUAAACGCGAGUGAUUGUUAACCCAGAGACCAAAAUAAAGAUACAGAAUAACUGAUGAUGUCAUCGAACCGAUUGAUAAAUGCGCUGCAUAAGAAUCUGCUGGUCUACAGGCGAGUGCAGCGCGCCAGAUCCACAACGCAGCUGGGAGGACUCGGCAAGGGCGGCCAAGUGCUGAGCGAAACGAACUUGCAGCUGGGCUGCUUGGUGCAGAGUCAGCGGCGCGGCUUUGCUUCCGAUAAAAAAUGCAAUGAGAAGUCGGUGAUCAAGGGCGUGGUGAUGGGCGUGUAUGCCAAGGAGGGCGACAAGGAGCCGAAGCUGACGUCGAGUGGUGAAAAGUUUGAUGAUCGUGCGCAGGGCAAGAUUUCGGAGCUGGUGCGUGAAACGGGCAUGAAUGGUGAGCUGGGCAAGGGGCGUGUCUUUACCAAUGUGGAUGCAGAGUUCAGCAUGGUGGCAGUGGUGGGCUUGGGCCAGGAGGGCGCGGGCUUUAAUGAUAUGGAAAUGAUAGACGAGGGCAUGGAGAAUGCGCGUGUAGCCGCUGGCGUUGGCGCGCGCGCACUGCAGCUGCAGGGAGUGACCGAUGUCUUUGUGGACUCCAUGGAGUAUCCGGAGCAGGCAGCCGAAGGCAGCGCGCUGGCCAUUUGGCGCUACAAUAGCAAUCGUCGCAAGCAGGAUCGCACGCAUAUACCCAAGCUGGAGCUGUAUGAUUCACCCGAUGUGGAUGCCUGGACGCGUGGUCUGUUCAAAGCGGAAUCACAGAAUCUAGCGCGACGCAUGAGCGAUGCGCCCGCUAAUCAAAUGACGCCCACAAUUUUCGCGCAGUCCACAGUGGAUGCGCUUUGUCCUUGUGGUGUAAGCGUUGAAAUACGCUCCAUGGACUGGAUUGAGGAGAAUCGUUUGAACUCCUUUCUAAUGGUCGCCAAGGGCAGCUGCGAGCCACCUGUGGUGCUUGAGGUUAACUACUGCGGCUCUUCUCCGGAAGAUAAACCUAUUCUGCUGCUGGGCAAGGGCUUGACCUACAACAGUGGUGGCCUCUGCCUGCGUCCCAAGGACUGUCUGCAUAUGUAUCGCGGCUGCAUGGCCGGUGCUGCUGUCUGCGUUGCCACCAUUCGCGCUGCUGCAGCGCUGUCGCUGCCGCUGAACAUUUCGGCUAUGCUGCCGCUUUGCGAGAACAUGCCCUCGGGCAUGGCAGUCAAGCCAGGAGAUGUUGUCACCUUGCUCAAUGGCAAAACGUUGGGCAUUGUCGAUGUCAGCAAGGCCGGCACAGUUGUCAUGGCUGAUCCUUUGCUCUAUGCUCAAACCACCUUCAAGCCACGCAUGGUCAUCGAUGUGGCCACCAUCGGCUAUGGCGUCUGUUGUGCUUUGGGUGGCGCCGCUGCUGGCAUCUUCAGCAACUCCAACUAUGUCUACAAGCAAUUCGAAAAGGCUGGCGGUCUAACUGGCGAUCGUCUUUGGCGUCUGCCCUUAUGGAAUUACUACAAGCAGCUGAUCAAGCCCAAUUUCAAUUAUGAUAUCAGCAAUCGCGGCAAGGGUCCCGCCUCCAGCUGCAUCGCCGCCGCCAUUCUGCAUGAGCUGGUGCCAUGCGUCGACUGGGCUCAUCUGGAUAUACGCAAUGUGGGCAUGCUCACCCGUCAUAAUCCUUUGCCCUAUUUGCUACGCGAUCGCAUGACUGGACGACCCACGCGCACUCUCAUCCAGUUCCUUUAUCAGAUGGCCUGUCCGGACAACAAAUAGUUGAACUUUUAUUCAUUACUUUAGUUUUGCUUUCCAAUUUUCUGUUCCAUAUUCCAAUUGCUUGUUCUUGUCUUUUUGUGACGAUUUAUUUUCCAAAUUUUAUUGUUAGACAAUCGACUGGCAUUGACUGUAUAUUACCAAAUUAAUUGUUGUAAGAGAGAUUUUGAUGUCUAAUACAGUUAAUACAAUAAAAUGUUUAACCCAUUGCA